Pseudo-nitzschia multistriata is the source of this 1293-nucleotide messenger RNA. The record is from the annotation of a GenBank genome assembly. NCBI's taxonomy places the organism in Eukaryota, Bacillariophyta, Bacillariophyceae, Bacillariales, Bacillariaceae.
GAGACGAUCGGGCAACUAUCAUGCAACAAAAUACAGUAUUAGAAGUACUUCGCAAGUACGAUAGCAUGCCAUCAACCAUUCACUGAUUCUUUUGUUACCGCUGAACAAUAAAAGCUGUAAGCAACAACCAUCGCAAUCCACCUGCACCUAUUCCAGGUAGAUCGGGAGGAAAGCAACGCAACAAGACCGGAAGAGCAGCCAACAACAGCAGCUAACAACACGAUAGCAUCAUGGCGCGGCCGGCCGAGAAAGCCCGGGCGAUGCUCAACAAGUGGGUCAAGAUGCGGGAGGAAGGGAACGCCACGCCGAGCGUUCGCGGAGCCCGGCCGAAGCUGGCCUCGGAGUGCGAGCACCUGGGGGACGCCGAGUUCUACCGCACCCAGAUCAACAAGGAGAUCACGGGGAUGAUCGCCAAGAUCCAGAACCCGGCCCUGGGCGAGCACACGAUCCGGGACCUCAACGACGAGAUCAACCGCAAGUUCCGCGAGAAGCACCACUGGAACAAGCGAAUAUUUCAGCUCAGCAACGGGACGAUCGAUUACAACAAGCGCGAGAGAUCCGCCCGGAUCGAGGAGGGAGACGUCCAGUUCCUGGCGGUGACGAACAACGGAAGAAAACACGGGCCGACGUACCGGUAUUUUGGUGCCGCCAAGGACCUGCCGGGGGUCAAGGAGCUCCUCGAACAGCAGCAGGAGAAGAUGCGAGCGAUGAACCGCAAGAAACGAGGGCCGCACGAAAUCUAUAAGCACGUGGGGGUCGGGUAUUUUGGGUGGAGGGACGAGGAAGACGGGGUGCUUUUGGAGCUAGAGGAAGACGCUUUUCGGAACCACAAGAGGAACAAACAGCAGAAGACCGACGCGAAUGGUACCGGUGGGCCCGCCGUGCAAGUCACGGAAGUGGAUCUGGACAGGCUUCUCGAAAAGGACUACCUGGCGGACGUGCCGUCACAGGAAGAAAUGAAACAAAUCAUACUUGCCGAGAAGAAAAAGGCCUUGCUGGCAAGAUUUUCGGUGUAAUCCAUCGGCGAACGAUGCAAUAGGCGUGUUCCUCCUAACUACGACUGUUGUACAGGGAACUAUCCAUUAGAUGCGUAAAUGCUUUUCUUGUUGGCUUCGUUUUGGCACACUUUGUUUUUUGUCGUGAACAUCGUUGCGUUGCGUUGCACUGCACAAGAAUACUGCAAUUCGGAGUGUGCACGAUUGAUCAAAAACAGCUACGGAACUCUGCACUCGGCAGACGGAACAGAGUUGAUUCCAGUUUUCGAUUUGACAGCUAUAAAAGUUAAGUUACUGC